AGGCAGCCAGGACAGAGAGGGGCAGAGCAAGUCAGCGUUGGCGCCCCUUCCUCAGAUCCCUAUCAUCUUGGGAAACAGUAGCUCAGAGUUUCAGGAAGAUGUUAACUUAAACGUUCAGGGUGCCCCAGUCUGUUCAGCAUGGCUGAAAUCCACACUCCGUAUUCUUCCUUGAAGAAACUGUUAUCUUUACUCAAUAGCUUGGUAGCUGUGUCUGGCAUCAUCCUCGUUGGCCUGGGCAUUGGUGGUAAAUGUGGAGGGGCCUCCCUGACGAAUGUCCUCGGGCUGUCCUCCGCAUACCUCCUUCACGUUGGCAACCUGUGCCUGGUGAUGGGAUGCAUCACGGUACUGCUUGGCUGUGCCGGGUGGUAUGGAGCGACCAAAGAGAGCAGAGGCAUGCUCUUGUUUUGCAUCCUGUCAAUGGUUAUUGUCCUCAUCGUGGAAGUCACAGCUGCCACCGUGGUCCUUCUUUUCUUUCCAAUUGUUCGAGAUGUGGCCUUGGAACACACCUUCGUGACCCUGAGGAAGAAUUACAGAGGUUACAACGAGCCAGACGACUAUUCUACACAGUGGAACUUGGUCAUGGAGAAGCUGAAGUGCUGUGGGGUGAAUAACUACACAGAUUUUUCUGGCUCUUCCUUUGAAAUGACAACAGGCCACACCUACCCCAGAGGUUGCUGUAAAUCCAUCGGAACUGUGGCCUGUGACGGACGCAAUGUGUCUACAAACGUCAUCCACCAGAAGGGCUGUUUCCAUAAACUCCUAAAAAUCACCAAGACUCAGAGCUUAACCCUGAGUGGGGGCUCUCUAGGAGCUGCAGUGAUACAGAGGUGGGGGGGUCUCACUAUAUUGUGCAGGCUGGUCUUGAACUGCUGGCCUGAAGCAAUCCUCCCGCCUAGGCCUCCCAAAGUGCUGGGUUUACCAACGUGAGCCACCAAGCUGGACUUCCUGCAUCCUUUUAAGGUUGCCUGAGGGUCUGCCUGAGAGGAGCUGUCCCCGAAUCUCCAUGCAGCCCCACCUGCCACAUCACCAAGGUAAGCCAGGAAUUCAAACAAACGCCUGCCACAUUACACGUGGCCAAGCGUAAGUGGGCCUGUCUUCUCUGUGCGUCAUGCUGCACUAUAAAAAUGGAAUCAUAAUGAGUUAGGUGUGUAAUUAUCCAUUUAUUAUCUGUCUCCGCUACUAGAAAGCCAGCUCCAGGCAGGGAGCAUUUCCGCCUAUGGCUGCACCCAGUGCCUGACACGGAGAGGGUGCUUAGAAACUGUCUGCUGAAUGGUUGAAUGAAUGAAUGGGUAAAUGAAUGAAUAGCAGAGGCAGGACACGAACUUAGAUUUCCUACUGUCAGCCUAGAGAUAUCAAAGCCAUCCCACUGUCUUCCUGGGCAGAUCUGGUGUUUCCUUAUCCACGCGUGGCCUUGCCUCAUACCAUCUGUGUUAUUUUUCUUUUUGUUGAGACGGAGUUUCGCUCUUGUUGCCCAUGCCGGAGUGCAAUGACAUG
Molecule: messenger RNA, 1494 nt
Organism: Nomascus leucogenys (northern white-cheeked gibbon)
Lineage: Eukaryota; Metazoa; Chordata; Mammalia; Primates; Hylobatidae
Source: RefSeq, a predicted model, not a curated record